This is a messenger RNA of Lytechinus pictus (painted urchin), 3246 nucleotides long. RefSeq lists its product as uncharacterized. The transcript is spliced from 2 exons. Gene Ontology annotation, molecular function: sulfotransferase activity. The record is from RefSeq and is a predicted model, not a curated record. NCBI's taxonomy places the organism in Eukaryota, Metazoa, Echinodermata, Echinoidea, Temnopleuroida, Toxopneustidae. The coding region runs from base 181 to 1122 and encodes 313 amino acids.
GCAAUAGUUUCCGUUGAGCAAACAGUAAAGUUUGGAUAACACAUGCAGAGCAUACGUACAAUAGCAAAGCAGCCAGAACGAUAAUAUCUCCUGUAUUCAGUUCCCUGUCUAAAUUAAGACGCUGAUCCAAGAGCCCUAGCUUUUACUGCCGAACAACUUGAAGGUGAACGUCGUCAAGUAAUGGCGGAUGCCAAACGAUCUCGUCUCAUCUUCAUUUGCAUUCAAAGGUCUGGGUCGACAUCAAUCCUGAAAUGUUUGAGCUUCAUUGACGGGCUCGAGGCAUGGUUCGAGCCGUAUGUCAUCGCCAAGAUCGCUAUCCGAGAGUACAAGGCACAUGCUGGGAAGGACCUACCGACUGAUUGGAAAGAAGAGAACCGUGCCGAGUUCGACCACGCUGCUCAGUUAAUACAUACUAUGAAUAAACUACCUUUAGUAGAAGGAAAGGAUUUUGCGUUUUCGGAGGUGAAACGACGUCUAGAGAAUCUAAAGAGCGCCCAGGUCGUCGUCAAAGACAUGGGCGGAUCAUUCUGUGGUUCUCGAAAGCAGUACCUCCCUUCUCGUAAUAGCGGCUACAAGUACGUCUUCAUAAUCCGAGAUCCACAACUUGCUCUGUCGUCCUACAGAAGAGCCACCAUACAGACAUCUCUCACCAUGCCAGGGUACACUUCUGGCAAAACAGAAGAGGACUUUGAUCUUCGAGUGGAUGAUCCGUACUACUACGCUGCCGGUGGCAACUACUUCAACAUCCAUGCGGCCUGGAAGUAUGUACGAGAGAACCUCGACCCAGACCCGUUGAUAGUAGAUUGCGAGGAUUUGAUGGCCAACCCAAAGCCAUACCUACAGAAAAUCUGUGAGGUUGGAGGGUUGGAGUUCCACGAUGGGCUCUUAAACUGGGAUGCUUCCACCGAUAUCAUCAAAACCUGGAAGAAUCCUGGGGGAGUGCCGAAGAUGCUGGCAACUGGUCUUGGGUAUUUCCAUCGAACAGCUAUCAACAGCUCUUGCUUUCAAUUUAGUAAGAAAGAGAAACCACCACUCUCCUCUGCAACGAAAGAUAUUCAGAUGGCGGUUGCCGAUGGGACAGAGUAUUACAAUGAGAUGUACGAACUUCGUUUUAAGCCUUGAUUAAAUGGGGGUAAUUAUUUGAAUAAUUACGUUUCGACCCUCAGUUACAUAUCGUGUCAAAAUUUUCUUAAGUAAUUCCUUUAUGGAGCAAGCCUCUCUUUGUAGUGUUCGAAUUUAGACAUUUUUCAUUGGUGUCAUAUUCUUCACAGUCUGUGUAAUGACACAUGAAUUCUCACACAUAAUAUAUCUAAUAUGAAUGCAAUAUUUUCUAAUUUUCCAUUUAAUCAUUGUACAUCUUUGGAGAGUUGGAUGGUUCCUACGCAAUUUUCCAACGGGAUUCGAAUGUGCGCCAUUUUUCAUGUUUUUUAAAGCAGGGUAGAUUUGAAGGGGUUUUCACAGUGAUUUUCAUUUGGGAUCUUUUAAAAGGUGACACGACAUUUUCUCCAGCGACGUUUGCUCUGCUCUUAAUAUCUCAAAGGGGGUUGGGGUCAGAGUUAUUGUAAUAAAGUUUUUGGUUCAGAACGAUGUAAAUACGUGUAUAAUGGUUAGGGUAUAUUUUUGGAGGUAAGCUUUUAUGUUUGGCCUGACGUGUAGACUUUCCAUCAGAGAAAUUGUCGCCGGGGCAAAUGCCAUGGACCCCUUUUAAAAAUCACCCACAUAUUUUUUUAUGGAAAAUGUAGAAACCAUCAAUUUUUAAAAGGGGUAUUACCUUGUUAAAAGAAGGGUAUGCGAUGAUUAAAAGUGUGAUGGAUUAGAGUCACACAAGGGGUAUACCUGUAUUGCUCGAAUAUCUAUCAGAGCCAGGAACCCCCCCCCAUAUACACAGAGCUGUAUGAGCGAUGAUUUAUUACUUUCCAUUUUGUAUAUAAAGAAUGGUUAAUUUCUUUCUAAUCAUUGAAACCCUGCAUGCAGGAUACGUACUUUCGAAAUUCAAUUCAUUAUGGAUAUCGUGUGCAUUGUAUUGAUAUCUGAAUCGUAUCUUAUUUUGCUUAUACUCAUAUAGAAACUGAGGAACCUAUAAAUUGCCAUCGAGAUUGCGAGAUACGUUAUAUCACCAAGUCGUCAUAUUAUAAAGUGUUGUAUGCCGACUUCACUUGGCGAGAUACGUAAACUCUCGCAAAGUCGACAUAUGAAAAUUGUUUUGUCAACAUGGCGAGAUACAAUAUCUCGCCAAGCCGACUUAUGACAACUAGGCCUAGUGGACAUACAAUUUUUCAUAUCGAAUCGGUGAGACAACGUAUUUCGCCAUCUUGACAAGUCGAUGGUACUCAGAAGCUUCCCGAAACAUCUACACGUCUGUCAACUUAAUAAAAAAAAGAAAUCGGACAAGCAAUAAGAAAGUUAUAGCUGCUUUAAAAUUGAGAUCACUAAUACUAUGUAAAUUUCAAAUUGGCAACUGGGUAAGUAAAUUAUGACAAGGGGCAAGGACAACUUUCCCAUAGGCCAUGUACAUGUACAUUAUCAGGGAUUUGUGGUUUUCUCAUAAGUACCCAUUCCCCUGGGGCAGUAAUCUAAAUAUAACCCAGGUAGUAUAUUGUUUUAUGUCCUCAUGAAAGAAAAAUAUAAUUUGAAAUAAAACUUUUGGGAAAAAUGACAUUUUAGCCAUAAUAUGUAUUGGAGUACAUGGAAGAGGAGUCCUUGCCUUACAUCACUAUGACAUCACACAUGCGGCCAAUUUGAAGUCUCCAUGGGUAUAGUGAUUACAAAUAUUUACAACUUUUAAAAAUUCAUAACUUUCUUGUUGUUUGUCCAAUAUUGUUCAAACUUUCACCUAUCACCUUGUCUGAUUUUUCUUUUCCUUAUAAAAACAAGUUUUUAUUUGGGUUGGAUUCCCCUUUAAUGACUUUGUUUUGUAUUGAAAAGAAAAUAAAUUUAUGAAGACAAAAAUGAAUUAUUGAAUAAACUUUAAAUAUUUGUUAUUUUGUUAAAAGUUGUCACUGAGUAUUACUGAAAUUGUAAUUUUAAUCCAAAUUUCUCAAAAAGCAAUCAUAAUUCGCAGAACAGUAUCCAAGGAGGGGCUAGUCUUUAGGGGUGCCAAUGCCAGGGAUCAGAAAAAAAAUGAGUGAGGGAAAUUAAAAUAUUUUUAUUCCCCAUCACUCAUUUUUCUGCUUCCUGACAUUUGUAUAGAGAAAGACAAUGGUGAAUCCCAGUUUAAUCUCACCAACAACCAAUUAAAGAGACACC